Diversispora eburnea is the source of this 224-nucleotide messenger RNA. The record is from the annotation of a GenBank genome assembly. Lineage: Eukaryota; Fungi; Glomeromycota; Glomeromycetes; Diversisporales; Diversisporaceae.
AUGGAAAAUGGGAGCGGAUGUUCAAAACGGUCAACAGCAAUUUAUGGAACUAGACUUAACGAGUUAAAUACAACCAGAAGAACCCUAAAGUCAAAGGCAAAAAGCAGUCUGGCUACAAGAAACAUUAUUGCAAAUACUUAUGGACCAAAAGCUAGUACAACAGCAGGUACAAGCAAUUUGAACAAAGAAACAAAAACCACAGAGACAAAUACAAAUAACAUGGA